UAGCUACACGCGCUAAGUAACCCAAACAGCCGCACGAGUUUCAGUUGUGCUGGCCGAGCUAUAAAGACGAGCAGAAAAAGAAACAUGAAGCGGUAGUUGUGACAGCUGGGACUUCGGGAUGUUUCUGUUCGAAUCAGAUUCACAGAUGGGUUACUGUAGCAGCCUGAUGGAGUGCGACAACUCGGUAAACUCUCCUGGUGAUCUUUUUUGUCAGACGCCUGUUCAUUUGGCAGCUUCGGCUGGGGAGCCUUUUACAUUGAUGUGGCUUUUGAAAACCGGUGCCGAUGCCAAUCUGCAGGAUAUUUAUGGUGAAGCACCAAUCCACAAAGCUGCAAAAGCUGGAAGUUUUGAGUGUCUGAGCCUGCUUGUGGCUAGUAAUGCAAAGCUUGACUUAUGCAAUCAUGAUGGUCAGAUGGCAGAAGACCUUGCCUUUUCUUGUGGAUUCUCCAAAUGUGCUGCAUUUCUGGCAGCUGUUAAGGAGGCUCGGAUGUUGAAACUUUGUGGAGAACUGCUGUUCUCUCCACAGAACACAAAAGACAAUCCCCUGAAACGGUCACAUGGACCACAAGAAAACUCGGGCUGUAAGCGGACAAAAUGAGAAGUGAAUAAUACAGAUGCUGCCACCUGACAUGAGAGCUGGAAUCCAUGCUUUUAAAUGUUUGCUUCCAUCCAUUUAUUUUGAAAAGGUGAUAAGACUUCCAACAUUGGGAGUUAAUUUCCUUUCCAAUGAUUUUCCACAUCUGUCACCCUUGUGGCGUCAUUGAGGGAAGAAUUCACAUUUGAUGUGUGAAGAACAUUACAUAGGAGUGGAGGGGCUAUACUGUGGUGUGGCUGGCUCCAUGGGUGGGUUUUUUUUUUCUUUUCAGUGAAAAGAUCGUUCAAGCUGUUGUUCUUCCAAGAAGAAAUUAAUAAAAAUGUUUACAUAAUUUAUGCCUGUAUUAACCUGCUGUUUUCACAGGUUAAAGCUGAUUGAUUUAGUGAAAAUUGAAAGGCAACAUUCCUCUUGAAACAAAAUAUCCCAUAAUCAUUGAUUAAUAUUGUACUAUAUGGAAAACCUUUUCAUGUGUACAGUUUACAAUAAUUCGGUGUUUUAAAUUGCCUGAGUUUACAAUAAAACGUUUAUUUAUUUUUAA
Molecule: messenger RNA, 1133 nt
Organism: Erpetoichthys calabaricus (reedfish)
Lineage: Eukaryota; Metazoa; Chordata; Cladistia; Polypteriformes; Polypteridae
Gene: ankrd37
Product: ankyrin repeat domain 37
Exons: 4
Coding region: 119-598 (159 amino acids)
Molecular function (GO): protein binding
Source: RefSeq, a predicted model, not a curated record